AUGCUCUCAAACAAGGCUUCAAGCCUUUUUUCUUCUCCUGAACAACUGUUGGGCUCCGAUGUAUCUUCUCCUCACAUCACCGAGAAAACUCUUGAAAAAUCAAUUCGAACAUCUAAAAAUCAUCAUGUUACUGGCAACUCUUCCGAAAGCCCAUUUUACUCAAAAAUUACAUCUCAUAAGUAUUUUACGAUUGCCCAAACAUCGAUGGAAUUAUUUUCUGAUCAUCCGAGUGGAAAAUUAGGAAUUCCUGUACUGAGCACAGCACAACAAACUUUAAAAAGUGCGUUCAGUACUUCGUGUAGGCAAAUUCACACUCUCGGAAAUGAUAAAGUGUUAUUGACACAUCAAUGUGGAGAGUUACACUACUGUAUUAUUUACAUACGAGAAGUUGAACGAAAGAAAAGGGUAAUCGGUAUUGAGAUGGAGAGUGAUGAAUAUGAGGAUGAGCCGAAAGAAACGACAGCAGCAUUAUUUCGACAAAUUAAUCUUUUGCACGAUUUGACAAAUUUCUGUAUUGUUGUUAAUCCAUUUAAUCAACAUGGUUUUAACAAUAGAACAUUGAACCAGGCUGCUAUUCACAGCAUUCUAAAACCUGUUGUAGAAACAAUGAAACGUCUUUACAAAACACAACAAAGUGUGCUCGUCCAAGGAAUUGAAUAUGUGGAUUUGAAUCACAUAAACAGAGCCUCCAUCAUAGACGCUCUAAAGAAAGGAAUUCAACAAUAUUCAUUUAUACUCCAUGCAGUGCUCUUGGUUGGUACAAAAUUAGCUGCUAUUUAUUCUCGUGACAAAACAUGGAUCCUCCUUCCUCGUGAUUUACUUUGUCUAAUAAUUUAUACUCAGAGUACUUUUUACAAUGAAAAGCCAAAGCCUAAAACUCCAACCACUCCCAAAACUCUUUCUGUACCACCUUCAAAUCAGUCAGUCUCAUCCGAAAAUAGCGAUCAGUUUAUUGAUCAAAGAAUGAUGGGUAGAAACAGCUCAGUUUCAUCAGAUGAUGAAGAUGACAACAAAAAAGAUAUACCAACCAUAGACUCUAGAUUUGAGUAUUUAAAUUUUCAUGUUACAGAAAAUCAGGGAGACUACGAACAAAAAUUGUGUAGAUUUGGGGUAUAUUUUGAAUUCGAUAAGGAACAAGAAAUGAAUCUUAUGCUCAUUUGUGAGUCAAACAUUAAGGACAUACAAUCCAAGGUCAUUACUGGAUCAAUCGAAGCCAAAAGUUAUCAGUCCAAUGCCUCAGUUUCUGCCUCUCUCUCUAAUUCUUAUAUUGAGGAUCAAUCUGUAGAAGAAAAAGACAAAGAAACUAUUCACGAUCAGUUAAAGGAGGCAGCAAUUAGAGUGAAUGAGGAAAUUUCCAAUUUUAAGCGAUUUUCUUUUUUGAAAAUUAAGGCCGAAUCACAUGUCACAAUGCUUAAUUACUUACACUAUUGUCCAGGGUUGGCCCAUUUCAUUUUUGUUGACCGUGUAUAUAACAGAGUAUUUGCACCAAGAAUUGUGCCUCUCAACACUACGAGCUCUAAUCCGAAGAGUGACGAAGAACAAGUAGCCUUUUUAAAGAAAAAAGUAUGGGAAAUGUGUUACACUCUUCAACAAUACAGAGAUGAAGGUUACACUGAAAUUGGAGUUUGUGGAGACGGAGUCCAGUAUUGGUUUAAAGAGUGGCUUGAAGAUGAAAAAUUUCUGGAACUCAAAAUGACACGAAACAACUUGAAACAUGCCAAAUCUCAUUUUGAACUCUACACCAUGUACCUUCCUUUCGUUUCUGUUCAAGCAAUUUCGCACCACAACAAGUUGCUUGUUCAACUUUUGCUAGAUAGACGAGAUUUGUCAUAA
This is a messenger RNA of Naegleria fowleri, 1833 nucleotides long. RefSeq lists its product as uncharacterized. Gene Ontology annotation, cellular component: BLOC-3 complex. The transcript has a single exon. NCBI's taxonomy places the organism in Eukaryota, Heterolobosea, Eutetramitea, Acrasida, Naegleriidae. Gene Ontology annotation, molecular function: guanyl-nucleotide exchange factor activity. The record is from RefSeq and is a predicted model, not a curated record. Bases 1 to 1833 code for a protein of 610 amino acids.